AUGCCUUCAAGGAAACCUAGCAAGUACGGAAAUAAGUUCCGAUCAAGUGCUUCAUCAUUUCGGCCGAAUCGAACAAAGACAAUUGAAUUUUCGUCACUUCGAUCGUCAGAAGCCACCUCUCAAGAUGAGAAAUUCGAAGCAAUUCGGUUGGCGAACAGCAUUGAUGAAUCCCUGGGGUUCACACGCUUCGAGUCCGGCGAAAAGAGAGUCGGAUGGCUUAUCAACAUGCACAGCACGUCGGUAGAAGACCCAAAUAUUCCUGGAGGGCGGGCCGGUGUGGACUACUACUUUCUUGAAGAUGAUGGCGGGAGUUUCAAAGCGACUGUCGAGUAUGACCCAUAUUUCCUCAUCGCGGUCAAAAAAGGACAUGAAAUGGAAGUGGAGGAAUGGGGCCGCCGGAUGUUCGAAGGACUCAUCAAGAAAAUUACGAGAGAGGAAAAGGAGGAUCUUGACCUACCGAAUCAUUUACUUGGGCACCGAAGAACGUUCCUUCGGCUGAAUUUUGCGAACGUCAGCCACCUAUUGGAGGUACGAAGAGCGCUUCUUCCAUUGGCAGAAAAGAACAAAAAGAAUGUGAAUGUGAUGGAUACUUAUGCGGAUGUUUCAAGCUCGAAUGCGGGAUUUGAUCUCUUUGAUGACGAAAUAAUUAACGAGGCACGAUCUAAUGGAAAUACACAAGCAAGUGAUUUUAUAGUUGAUAUUCGAGAAUAUGAUGUUCCUUACCAUGUUAGAGUGGCAAUAGAUAAAGGCAUGUACGCUACUCCUAAAUACGAGCAUGGUGUUAUCUCUUUGACGUGCAUGGAAGAGCGGCUUCAGCGAGCUGACCCAGUCGUGCUUGCGUUUGAUAUCGAAACUACAAAGCUGCCCUUGAAAUUCCCCGAUUCCGUUAUUGAUCAAAUCAUGAUGAUUUCAUACAUGAUUGAUGGACAAGGGUUCUUAAUCACCAAUCGUGAAAUAGUGUCUGAAGAUAUCAGCGAUUUUGAAUAUACUCCGAAACCGGAGUACAACGGACCAUUCAUAAUUUUUAAUGAGCCUGAUGAGCGAGGCGUUCUUGAACGAUUUUUUGAACACAUAAAAAUAGCCAAACCGACUGUGAUCGCUACAUACAACGGUGACUUUUUCGAUUGGCCGUUCAUUGAAGCUAGAGCUAGUGUACUCGGAAUCGAUAUGUACACAGAAAUUGGCUUCCGCAAAAACAGUGAGGACAUUUAUCAAAGUGAUCACUGUGUACACAUGGAUUGUUAUGCCUGGGUCAAUCGAGAUAGUUACCUUCCGCAGGGAAGUCGGGGCUUAAAGGCUGUUACGGUUGCAAAGCUGGGAUAUGAUCCUGAUGAACUCGAUCCAGAGCUGAUGACACCGUAUGCAAGUGAACGCCCGCAGACGUUGGCCGAGUAUUCAGUUUCCGAUGCGGUUGCCACAUAUUAUCUGUACAUGAAAUAUGUCCACCCAUUUAUUUUUUCACUAUGCACCAUUAUUCCGCUGAACCCGGAUGACACACUGCGCAAAGGAACUGGAACACUCUGUGAAAUGCUUUUGAUGGUACAAGCCUAUAAAGGCGAGAUCAUCUUGCCGAACAAGCACAAAGAGCAAACGGAGUCUUUCUAUGAAGGUCAUCUACUUGAGUCUGAGACGUAUGUAGGAGGACACGUCGAAAGCAUUGAAGCCGGCGUAUUUCGAAGUGAUAUUCCCGUCACGUUCAAUAUUCAUACUUCAGCCAUAGACGAACUGCUUCGCGACCUAGAUGCAGCUUUGAAGUUCAGCAUCGAAGUAGAAGAAAAGAAAUCGAUGGACGAUAUUGUUAACUACGAUGAAGUCAGAAAUCAGAUUGCAGAACGCUUGAUUAACCUGAAGGAGAAACCAAACAGGGAUGAAGUACCUUUCAUUUACCAUCUGGACGUUGCUUCAAUGUACCCAAACAUCAUGAUCACGAAUCGACUACAACCGGAUUCCAUGAUACAGGAGUCCAACUGUGCCUCUUGUGAUUUCAAUCGACCUGGCAAAACCUGCGACAGACGAUUACCGUGGGCGUGGCGUGGUGAAUUCCUUCCUGCUAAGCGUGACGAAUACAACAUGAUUCGACAAGCAGUUGCAAAUGAACGAUUCCCGGGAAAAACCAAACAUAGUCCAAUGCGGUUAUUUAGCGAUAUGAGUUCUGAUGAGCAAGCCUCUAUAGUCAAGAAAAGGCUGCAAGAUUACAGCAAGAAAAUCUACCACAAAAUCCAUGACAGCAAAACGAUAGUUCGGGAGGCUAUCGUCUGCCAACGAGAGAAUCCAUUCUACGUGGACACAGUUCGCAGCUUUCGUGACCGAAGAUAUGAUUUCAAGGGCAAACAAAAAGUCUGGAAGGGCAAAGCAGAUUCUCUCAAAGCGUCUGGUGCUUCAGCCGCCGAGGUAGAGGAAGCGAAAAAAAUGAUCAUUCUGUUCGAUUCUCUUCAGCUUGCGCAUAAAGUUAUUUUAAACAGUUUCUACGGUUAUGUCAUGAGAAAGGGGUCUCGAUGGUACUCUUUGGAGAUGGCCGGCGUAACAUGUUUGACAGGUGCGCGGAUUAUCCAAAUGGCAAGAGAGCUUGUUGAGCGAAUUGGUCGUCCACUAGAACUCGACACGGAUGGUAUUUGGUGUAUGCUUCCGGGGUCUUUUCCGGAGAACUUUUCAUUUAAUUUGAAAAACGGCAAGAAGUUGGGGAUCUCGUACCCUUGUGUUAUGCUGAAUCACAUUGUCCACGGGAGCUAUACCAAUCACCAAUAUCAGACCCUCAUCGACCCAAAGACUUUCCGAUAUGAGACACAUAGCGAUAACUCGAUCUUCUUCGAGGUCGAUGGGCCGUACAAAGCAAUGAUUUUGCCCACUUCCAAGGAGGAAGACAAAAACCUGAAGAAGCGCUAUGCUGUAUUUAACCACGAUGGGUCGCUGGCUGAAUUGAAGGGGUUUGAAGUCAAACGACGAGGAGAGUUAAAGCUGAUCAAAAUCUUCCAAACCCAAAUUUUCAAAUUUUUCUUGGAAGGAUCGAAUCUCGAAGAAACAUAUGCUGCUGUAGCCCGAGUAGCAGACAGAUGGCUCGAUGUGCUCUACGAACAUGGAUUGACAUUGGCAGACGAAGAGCUCAUUGAUCUAAUUUCAGAGAAUAGGAGUAUGGCAAAGACGCUCGAGGAAUAUGGGAACCAGAAGUCAACGUCUAUCACAACAGCACGACGUUUAGCAGAGUUCUUAGGAGAGCAAAUGGUUAAGGAUAAAGGCUUAAACUGCAAGUACAUCAUAUCCUCAAGACCACGGAACACUCCUGUCACGGAACGGGCUAUACCAGUGACAAUAUUUUCCGCCGAGGAAAACGUGAAGCGCUAUUUCUUAAGGAAGUGGCUGAAAGAUGACCCUGGUGACAUGGACCCUCGAAGUGUGAUCGAUUGGGACUAUUAUCUUGAGAGAUUGGGUUCUGUUAUACAGAAACUGAUAACUAUUCCCGCUGCACUCCAGAAAGUCCGCAAUCCAGUCCCUAGAGUUGCCCAUCCAGAUUGGCUCCAGCGACGUAUCAAUGUAAAGGAUGACAGGUUCAAGCAAACUAAGAUGACCGAUAUGUUCGGAAAGACCGAGAAAAACCCGUUAAAGGACAUAUCAACUAACAUCCUUGAUCAUCGGGUCCAACAUACUGGUGAUAUGGAUGAGGCUAUAGCAAGUUCAACACAGAAACAUGAGUCGUCGCCUAAUAGUAAGGUCUCUCAUAAGAGAAAGCUUCCUGAAGGGUAUACGAAAGCCUCACUUGAUCCUUUCGCCAGCCUUCCAACAAAGAUGCCAGCAAUUACGGAUGAUUAUGUUGGGUUUUUGAAGUACCAGAAACAAAAAUGGAAAAUCCAAAAGCAAGCCCGAGUUCGCCGACGCCAACUCUUUGGUGAAAGAGCCAACGUUGGAACGGACUCUUUGAGUCACCUGUUCAGAAACCAGGCUGAGUUGCUGUAUAUCAGUACGUGGCAAGUAAUACAGCUUGCGGAGACAUCAAGGCCUGGCAUUGUGCGAGCGUUCGUUUUGAUCGACCGAAAAAUCCAUACUCUGACUGUCAAAGUACCGCGACAAGUUUAUAUCAACUUGAAGCAAGACUCACUUCCAGAUGUUGAUGUCCCAGAUUGCGAUGUUGAGAAAGUUAAUCACACUUUGCCGAACGGGCAUCCUUCAGUCCAUCUAUUCAAAAUGACAUUGUCCGAAAGCACCUAUUUGCAGGAGGCCGAUAAAAUCGAUGUGCUUCUGCAGCAUCCAAGCGUUGAGGGUGUUUAUGAAAAAAGUAUUCCGUUGAAUAUACGCGCCGUUUUGAAACUUGGAAGUAUAUGCACAUUUGAUGAAGAGAAACGUGGUGUCCUUGGAGUAGGUUUAGACCGUGGGUUCGACCUCUCAACACUGUGCCGUGCUACCUCGGAGAAACCUUACCUUCUGGACGCACCCUUGGCUUAUUAUUAUCUUUAUCAUGUCGCCUCUGGGGAUCGACAGAUAUUCGCCCUGUUUUCGACCACCAAGAACGAGGCCCAUAUUGUUAUUCUGAACCGCACACGAGAUGUCCAAGGACUUCCAAAUGUCGACAAAAUUUACUCGGAACUUUUGAUGCGUCAGAAGCAGAACAAGGCAGGAGAGCAGGCUCAAAAUGCAUUCGAGUACCAAGAAAAAAAUCCAUUUCAGGACAACCCAAGUGACCACCAAAAGGAAAGCCCAUCUGGAGAUAUAUCGUACGCCCGGCGACUUCAACAGAACAACGUUGUUCUGUGGUGGUCUACUGGCCCCAGGCCUGACCAUGCAGGAUAUGAGAAGGAUGACAUUACUGGUCCUCUUGACAAGGUGCAUAUGCCGUCUGUCAACGCUCCAAGCGCCUACUCCACCGUGUGUAUCGAACUAGAAGUUCGUAAUCUUGCCAUCAACACCAUAUUGACUUCCUCGAUCAUCAGUGAGAUGGAAGGGGCCGAUACGUUGCUGGCUACCGAGUCUUCCACCGACGCGAACGGUGCUGGCGUUCUCUAUUCUGAAAAAGCGUUUGCUUCCGCGGGAGCUGUUGUGCUCCGUGAGAUGGUUAAGCAUUGGUGGACGGAGGCUUGUGAAGGGAAUACGAUGGCUGAUAUUAUGGUACAACACCUUAUCCGAUGGGUUGAGAGUCCAGUGUCUUGUCUUUAUGAUCGAUCCUUACAUAACUAUGUGCGAAUGCUGUCCCGAAAAUCGUUCCAGCGGCUUAUGGUUGAAUUCAGACGCGUUGGUUCAAAUAUCGUAUUCGCCAGCUCUACACGGCUCCUGUUACAGACGUCGAAAACAGAGGUUGGGAAUGCCUAUGCGUACAGCCAGUACGUCCUGAAGUCCAUUCGGGCAAACCCGUCGUUUCAUUUUAUCGAUCUUGAGAUUAAAGAGUACUGGGAUUACCUUGUCUGGUAUGAUGAAUAUAACUAUGGUGGGAAAGGCUGCCAACAGGUCGUUGAAUCGGAGGAGCAGGGGCUAGAGACCGUUAUGCAUUGGCAGCUCAGUCGCUUUCUGCCUACGCCGAUGCAGUCUAUCUUCCAUGAUUGGGUGGUGGAAUACAUCGAAUUGAUGCAUGGACACAAACACCCAGAAUCCCAGGAUUCCUCCACCCCCCGACCAACACAGAUCCCCAUUGGCCACCCGAACGACGAGGACAACGAGGAAAUGUCGGCCGUCCUAGCCGAGAAGUUCUCGAAGCCGCUGAAGAAACAGAUAUCGGGUCUCAUCCGCCGUCAGCGAGAAGAGAUGCUGCACCCGGAGCUUGCAUCCGACUACGCGUUUCCGGUUCUUCCGGGAAUCCUAUCGGACCCGAACGACGAUAAGCGUAACCCUGUGUUGGAGCUUGUCAAGUUACUGAUGCAAGUUUUGAGCUUGUCCAAGACAACGACCUUGGAGACACGGCUUCUGCGCCGCGAGCUCCUGGCACUUUUCGAGGUGCGAGAAUUCAGCAAAGAAGGCCGAUUCGAGAAUCCGGCUGCCAGUCUCAAACUCCCCGAGCUCACCUGCAACGCCUGCUGUUUAAUCCGAGACCUGGACUUGUGCCGGGACGAAGAUGUCCUUCCGGACCCAGGGUCAGAUCCGAGCAAGACGAGCACCAAGCCUUGGCGCUGUCCUUUCUGCCAGACGGAAUAUGAUCGACUGGCUCAGGAGGAGAUCCUGAUUGGGCAGGUCCAGGGUAUGAUCGUCGCAUGGCACACACAGGAUCUCAAGUGCUCGAAAUGCAAAGGCCUGAAAGUGAGCGACUUCAUGGAACACUGCUCGUGCAGUGGGAGCUGGGUCGCAACGAUGGACCGUGUGGAGAUCGAAAAUAAGCUGCGAGUUCUGGAGAGCGCUGCAAAAUUCCACGGCCUGAAGCUGCUGGAGAGUGUGGUGGAAGACGUUCUGAGUCGGAUGUAG
Aspergillus tanneri is the source of this 6375-nucleotide messenger RNA. It is a transcript of the gene POL2, whose product is annotated as DNA polymerase epsilon catalytic subunit POL2. The transcript is spliced from 4 exons. Gene Ontology annotation, molecular function: DNA-directed DNA polymerase activity; nucleotide binding; single-stranded DNA 3'-5' DNA exonuclease activity. Gene Ontology annotation, biological process: DNA replication proofreading; base-excision repair, gap-filling; leading strand elongation. The coding region runs from base 1 to 6375 and encodes 2124 amino acids. The record is from RefSeq and is a predicted model, not a curated record. Lineage: Eukaryota; Fungi; Ascomycota; Eurotiomycetes; Eurotiales; Aspergillaceae. Gene Ontology annotation, cellular component: epsilon DNA polymerase complex; nucleus.